Solea senegalensis (Senegalese sole) is the source of this 855-nucleotide messenger RNA. Its product is annotated as claudin-20-like. The transcript has a single exon. The record is from RefSeq and is a predicted model, not a curated record. Gene Ontology annotation, cellular component: bicellular tight junction; plasma membrane. Gene Ontology annotation, biological process: cell adhesion; bicellular tight junction assembly. Gene Ontology annotation, molecular function: structural molecule activity. The coding region runs from base 22 to 855 and encodes 277 amino acids. NCBI's taxonomy places the organism in Eukaryota, Metazoa, Chordata, Actinopteri, Pleuronectiformes, Soleidae.
AGCGAACGCCGCAGCUGAGCCAUGCUGCCCGCAGCCAUCCAGAUCCUGGCCUUCGCUCUGGCGCUCCUGGGCGUCCUCGGCGCCACCGUUGCCACUCUGCUGCCCAACUGGACGGUGAGUGUCGGCUCCUGGUCCGGCGUCAUGGCGCCCGUCUCGCAGAUGCGAGGCCUGUGGAUGGACUGCGUGUGGUACAGCUCCGGCAUCUUCAGCUGCACCGUGCAGAACUCGGUGCUGUCACUGCCUCCGUCCCUGCUGACCACGCGGGUCGCCAUGGUUCUUACCUGCAUGGUGGCGUCGUUCGGACUCUGCCUCGCGUCACUUGGACUCAAAUGCACUCGCUGGGGCGGCAGCCACCGAGCAAAGGGGCACACGGCCAUCGCCGCUGGCGCCUGCUUCGUCCUGGCGAGCUUCCUCUGCCUGGUCCCCGCGUCCUGGUUCACCAACGAGGUCAUCACCACCUUCCUGACCACAGGGCUGCCGGACAGCAGCAAAUAUCAGCCAGGGGGCGCUCUCUGCGUCAGCUUCAUCUCUGCCGGUUUCCUCCUGGCUGCGGGAGUCAUCUUCUGCCUGUCCUGUCCCGGAGGACGAACGAGACGACCGGACGACGCUGAGACAGACGGAGCGCAGCACGGGAGGAGGAGGGAGGAGCACGGGAGGAGGAGGCGGGAGGAGCAGAGGAGGAGGCGGGAGGAGCAGAGGAGGAGGCAGGAACAGAAGGCCGAGCGAGUACGACCAGAACAGAGAGAGAACAAAAGUGUUCGGCUGCAGAAGGACAAGCCGACGCCACACCGCUCUCCCUCCAAACUCCUGCCGAAAGAUGUCAAGGACAGUUACAGCCUUCAGGAGUAUGUGUGA